AUGUAUUCGACAUACCUGAGGCGGUUUGGAUAUCUAGAUACUCCACUGAACCCAGAAGCUCAGAGAGAUUCCAGUGAGUGGGAUAUGAAGGUGGCUCUCAGUCUCUUUCAGAGGGUUUCAGGUCUGCCCGUCACUGGAAAUCUGGACAGAGCGACUGUUUUUAAAAUGAGGGAGCCGCGCUGUGGUGUUGAAGACCCGUUCAACCAGAAGUCUUUCAAAUACAGGCGAUUUGGAUACUGGAGAAAAAAAAACUUAACAUAUCGAAUUUACAACUAUACCCCAGAUAUGGGUAAAUCCGCAACGCAGACGGCGAUACGCACAGCCUUUAAGUACUGGAGUGACGUGACCCCGCUCAGCUUUACAGAGAUUCACUUCGGCACUGCUGAUAUCAGGAUCUCCUUUCACAAGAGAGAUGGCUGUCCAUCGCCUUUUGAUGGGCCGGGUCAUGUUCUUGCUCACGCCGAAGCUCCUCCGUCAGGAAUCGUUCACUUUGAUGAAGACGAGUUCUGGACUGAAGGGAAGUAUUAUGGCUCUAAUCUGCGUAUCGUUGCGGCUCAUGAGAUCGGGCACGCUCUGGGUUUGGGUCACUCUCAGUACAGCAGCGCACUAAUGGCAGCACACUACACCGGCUACCAGGUCAACUUCAGACUGCACAUCGACGACAUCAGAGGAAUCCAAGCCAUUUAUGGUAAAAGGGUCUCCAGUACGACUACUGCUGAUGAUAUCUAUGAUGUAACAUAUCCCACAAUGAUGGCCCCGUUCCCUAGAGGUGAUGUUCUGGAUCCGUGCAACGCCAAACUUGAUGCUAUAAUGCUGGUUUUGGUGUCAGGUCCCUGGCGUAAGACAUAUGCAUUCAGUGGGGAUUAUGUGUGGACGGUAACAGACACAGGUCAUAACUCUCCAGUGAAAAUAAACCUGCUGUGGAAAGGGCUGCCAGGAAACCUGAAUGCAGCGGUUUACUCCUCGAGAACCAACAAGACAUACUUCUUUAAAGGUGAAAAAGUCUGGAGGUACACAAAUUACCGUCUUGAUUAUCGAUACCCCAAACCACUGAAAAGAAUCCCGGCCAACAUCGACGCUGCUUUGUACCAUGAGAAGAACAAGAAAAUCUUCUUUUUUAAGGGCUCAGGCUAUUGGCAGUGGGACGAAAUGGUUUACAAUGACCUCAGCAUUUACCCCAAACCCAUUUCACGCCUGUUUACUGGCAUCCCAUCAAAUCCCGACGCAUCCUUCACAUGGACCAAUGGGAAAAUGUAUUUCUUCAAAGGUGACAAGUACUGGCGCGUCAGUGAACAGUUCACUGUUGAUUCUGGAUAUCCGCUCAGUAAACGUGUCCGCUGGAUGAGGUGCAACUAAUUUACCCAACGUUUCCCUGAAAACUCAGUGAACGUUUCAAUAGACAGUAUAAGGCCUCCGUUUCAAAUGACUGCUACUAAAAUCUAUGGGUAUGAAGUGAAAUGAUUGGUAAAUACAGAUGCUAUUUCCAGUGAAAUUCAUUGCCACAGAUCGAAAAUAUUAAUCAUUAGGGUGCAAAUGUAAUUGAGAAAAGACAUGGGGCCUCAUUUAUAAAGCGUGUGUGAUCUUAGAUUUCAUCUUAGAAAGUACGUGUGUGUAUCUAUCAUACUGAGGGCGCUAUCAUACACCCGGCUCAA
Danio rerio (zebrafish) is the source of this 1652-nucleotide messenger RNA. The record is from RefSeq and is a predicted model, not a curated record. Lineage: Eukaryota; Metazoa; Chordata; Actinopteri; Cypriniformes; Danionidae.